UUCUUCUCGGAAUGGAAUAUCUGAUGGUAAAACUCGUGAAAUCAGAAGCACAGCCUCUCUUUUCUUUAGCGACAUAUCACGGACAAUUUUGAAGUUAAAUUGCUUUAAAACGAAAUUAAACGUAUAGCUUAGCUCACAGCGACUGUCGGAGGUUGUGAUGUUUGUUGUAAAUAUGCCUGCUGUUUUCAGCGCCAGUUAACGUUAUUGCAUCUUAACUUUUUUUCAUGUACGCCACAGAGUCUGGCAACGCUGUGGUAAAAAAACAACUGAAGAGUGUGACUUCCAUUAUUCAUCCUUUCGUGUGUAAAACGCUAUGAGUAAAGAGUCCAGAAUGAGGGCAACAAUAAACCAGAAGCUGACUGAGAUGGGGGAACGAGAGAGACUGAAGGAGUUACUGAGGGCUAAGCUCACUGAGUGUGGAUGGAAGGACCAGAUGAAAGCUCACUGCAAAGACGUAAUCAAAGAAAAAGGCUUGGAGCAUGUCACUGUGGAAGACCUGGUGGUAGAGAUCACUCCUAAAGGAAGAGCCUUGGUGCCAGACAGCGUCAAGAAAGAGCUUCUCCACAGAAUAAGAGCCUUUUUAGCUCAGCAUGCCACAUAAUUAUGAUUUUUGACAUUUCCUUAGACCACUUGCCUACAUACUAUCAUGAUAUAGAAUAUUUUGAAUUACUUGAUUUACUUGAAUUUUAAAGAUUUAUUUUAAUUAUUUUGACUUGUCAGUGACAUACUGACACACAUGGCUAUUUGGUUGCAUGUUUUUACUAAUUCUGUUUCUACAGUUAUCACAUAUUUGUAAAGGCACUUACUUUGCACAUUUAGUUGUCCUCUGUGUGUUAGAUAUGCUGUUUAAAUAAAGUUGAUUUAUUGGA
Siniperca chuatsi (mandarin fish) is the source of this 869-nucleotide messenger RNA. It is a transcript of the gene eny2, whose product is annotated as ENY2 transcription and export complex 2 subunit. NCBI's taxonomy places the organism in Eukaryota, Metazoa, Chordata, Actinopteri, Centrarchiformes, Sinipercidae. Gene Ontology annotation, cellular component: DUBm complex; SAGA complex; nuclear pore. The record is from RefSeq and is a predicted model, not a curated record. Gene Ontology annotation, molecular function: chromatin binding; transcription coactivator activity. Gene Ontology annotation, biological process: positive regulation of DNA-templated transcription; poly(A)+ mRNA export from nucleus; regulation of transcription by RNA polymerase II. Bases 314 to 601 code for a protein of 95 amino acids. The transcript has 5 exons.